CCUGUUUGCAGCCGAUAAACAACAGAAGAAGAACACUUCCUGUCAUUGAAGGUGACUGUCAUGGCGGCGGCUGCGGUAGUUCGUGGAAUCGGCUCAAAUUUGUCGAAGAAUCUGCGUGAGGUUCGCCUGCAGUUAUGCCAGAUAUCAGCUGCCAGUCAGGGAACCAGGGAUUUUAUUGAGCAGCAUUAUGUGACAUUAAAGAAGGCAAACCCUGAGUUUCCCAUCCUGAUCCGAGAGUGCUCUGGAGUUCAGCCCAUGCUGUGGGGACGAUAUGGUUUUGGUAAAGAACACAGUGUUUCACUGGACAACAUGAACGUCGACCAAGUGGCCAAAGCUCUUGAAACAGUAGUAAAUGCAAAACCCUAAAUAAGCCUCCAAAUGUAAAAUGUUGUAAAUGUUAUUUGUGUCACAAAUGGAAAAUAAAUGUAUAUUCUAAAGUC
This is a messenger RNA of Ctenopharyngodon idella (grass carp), 440 nucleotides long. RefSeq names its product NADH:ubiquinone oxidoreductase subunit A2 (gene ndufa2). Lineage: Eukaryota; Metazoa; Chordata; Actinopteri; Cypriniformes; Xenocyprididae. The record is from RefSeq and is a predicted model, not a curated record. The transcript is spliced from 3 exons. Bases 61 to 366 code for a protein of 101 amino acids.